Molecule: messenger RNA, 1814 nt
Organism: Andrographis paniculata
Lineage: Eukaryota; Viridiplantae; Streptophyta; Magnoliopsida; Lamiales; Acanthaceae
Exons: 7
Coding region: 129-1517 (462 amino acids)
Source: RefSeq, a predicted model, not a curated record
UGGGGGCGGGGGAGGUAUUCUGAAAACCUUAUGGGCUGAUUUGCAAAUAAUACAAUUUAUAUUUUAUCCUCUUUUGUACCACCGCACCGAUCGCUCCGUCGGAACUCCAGACGCUUCACUGUUAAUCGAUGGCGUCGUGCGCUGUACCUCUCCUCCGGCAAUCACUUUUGUGUCGUUCGACGGUUCCAGAUUUGUACACUUUUUAUCCACCCGAAACGCCUCGGAGAAGAAGGAAAUCGAAGAGGUUUGGGGGUUUGACUUGGACUGUGAUGGCUGCCAAUGCUGUAAAAGGCGAGGCUGGUUAUGAUAAUCCGACUAGGUUGGUUACGUUUCUGGGUAAAGGCGGCUCGGGAAAAACAACUGCUGCCGUUUUUGCAGCUCAGCACUAUGCACUCAGCGGGCUGAAGACAUGUUUGUUGAUACAUUCUCGAGAUCAGACAGCCGAAUAUCUUCUAAACUGUAAGAUUGGAUCAUCAUCACCUAUCAAAUGCAACGACAAUUUGUCUGUCAUUAGGCUUGAAACAACAAAGAUGAUCCUGGAACCCCUUAAGCUGCUCAAACAAGCUGAUGCGCGUCUGAAUUUGACACAAGGUGUUCUUGAAGGGGUGGUGGGUGAGGAGCUUGGUGUACUUCCUGGGAUGGAUUCUAUGCUUUCUGCUUUGGAGCUGGAACGGCUUAUAGGAUUCUUUGGCAUUAUGACUCGGAGGAACACCGAGAAGGAAAAAUUCGAUGUGGUCGUGUAUGAUGGCAUAAGCACUGAAGAAACGAUUCGCUUGAUUGGUGCAACUAGUAAAUCGAGAUUAUACUUGAAAUACCUGAGAAGUCUUGCUGAAAAGACGGAUCUCGGGAGGGUAGCGGGUCCGUCCCUCUUGCGACUAGCUGAUGAAACCCUCAAUCUAAGUGGCAGUGGUGCCAAUCUAAAUGGAAAAAUCAGUUCCGAAAUGUGGGAUCUCCUGGAGCAAAGAUUAGAGAAAGCGUGUGCAAUCUUUGCAGAGCCUCGUAAAUUUGGCUGCUAUCUUGUGAUGGACCCGAGCAAUUCUUUGUCUGUAAGCUCUGCAUUGUGCUACUGGGGUUGUGUCAUUCAAGCCGGUGCUCAAAUAUCGGGUGCAUUUGGCGUAGCUCCGGAAGCUUCUGCCACAGAAGUAGCCGAAUUGAUGAAGCUCAAGUUUUCGCCUUUGCAUUGCACUUUCAUUCCGCAUCUCAAAAUCGGCGGCGAUCUCCAUUGGAACGAUAUCUUGUCGAGCAGUCAAAGCAACGACGCCCGGGCGCUACUUACUGACACUGCCGAGACGGCCUUCUUGUCUUCAGUGCAAUUCGAUCCGCCCAAUAAAACCGUGAAGCUUUUCAUGCCGGGUUUCGACAAGUCAGAAAUUAAGCUGUAUCAAUUUAGAGGUAGAUCGGAGCUUCUGGUUGAAGCCGGGGAUCAGAGGCGCAUCGUAAAGCUUCCGUCUCAGAUUCAGGGGAAGGUCGCCGGUGCCAAAUUCAUCGAUCGGACUCUCGUCAUCACUAUGCGAUGAUAGCUCUGAUUCAGGUUUGUUCUAAUCCGACAUCCUCUCGUACAUGUUUGUGUGAUUCAAAAACUGUUGUCAAUGGCCGUGGCUGUAAGGCUCGAGAUUAACACGGCCGUGUUGUGUACAAUGAGUAGAUUAUAUUACAGGUCGGAAAGCAGGCUUUGGUCGGUGUUGAAAUUGUUACAGCAAUUGCUUUGAUUUCUCAUUGGUAAAAUUUCAACUCUUGCAGCCGUAACGUUAGAAAUUUUUUCAAAGAAGUAUAUAUUAUUCGUACUAAAUUAAUUCAAAUAAUAAUUCAACAUU